Molecule: messenger RNA, 781 nt
Organism: Tachysurus vachellii
Lineage: Eukaryota; Metazoa; Chordata; Actinopteri; Siluriformes; Bagridae
Gene: ptrh2
Product: peptidyl-tRNA hydrolase 2
Exons: 2
Coding region: 133-654 (173 amino acids)
Biological process (GO): positive regulation of anoikis; negative regulation of anoikis
Cellular component (GO): cytosol; mitochondrion
Molecular function (GO): peptidyl-tRNA hydrolase activity
Source: RefSeq, a predicted model, not a curated record
AGUGUCGAUUCUUAAACCAAACCAUAAAUAACAAUAACGAAAUUACUGUUCGGCUUUACGAGGGUGCGUGCCAGUAGUUAAUCAAUAUAAAAUCACUUGAUAAGUGCCUAGCUAACUAACGACAACAAGAAGAUGGAUUUGAAUUGUGGCCCGAUGGUGUUGGGUGUUCUAGCCGGCGUGGGCUGCGGGUUCUGCUUCGGGUGGCAUCUACGAGGGCGACUCAUAAAACCUCUCCAGGGAGUCAUGUCAGCCUGUGGAGAGGCUGAAAAUGGCACUCAAACGAGCGUUAUGGGAGAGAGCGGUGAAUUCAAGAUGAUCCUAAUUGUUCGCACAGACCUGAAAAUGGGGAAAGGCAAAGUAGCGGCGCAGUGUUCUCACGCAGCAGUGUCUGCCUACAAGCAGGUGCAGCGUAGAAACCCUGAUCUUUUAAAACAAUGGGAAUACUAUGGGCAACCCAAAGUGGUUGUGAAGGUUCCAAAUGAGGACACUCUCCUGGAACUUUUGUGCAACGCUAAGGAAUUUGGCCUGCCAGUCAGUCUUAUUCAAGAUGCCGGAAGAACACAAAUCGCUCCAGGCUCAAGAACGGUUCUCGGUGUUGGACCAGGGCCUGCAGAUCUUGUGGACAGAGUAACAGCUCACUUAAAGCUAUACUAGAAUUAACUGCAGUAUAAAUUCCAUCUACUGGUUUCUACAAUCAUUAUUCAUUCUCAUGCAAUGCUAUCUAGGUUAUCAGUUGGUGUCACUUUAAAAAUUGCAUAUUAAAACACAGAUGUCACAUUUA